Molecule: messenger RNA, 2951 nt
Organism: Pollicipes pollicipes
Lineage: Eukaryota; Metazoa; Arthropoda; Thecostraca; Pollicipedomorpha; Pollicipedidae
Product: zinc metalloproteinase nas-4-like
Exons: 1
Coding region: 261-1577 (438 amino acids)
Biological process (GO): proteolysis
Molecular function (GO): metalloendopeptidase activity; zinc ion binding
Source: RefSeq, a predicted model, not a curated record
UGCUGGGGCUGCCGGAGCGUGACGUGCCCACCGGCAGCCCAGAGGCUCCAGCGCAGGGCGACUGGCGCAUCGACCAGCUCCUGGACGAACUGCGGGGGUCGACGGGUUACCACCGGAAACGUGCCGAGGCGACCAGAGCGGCAGCGGGAGAGGACACCUCUCACGUGGAUACCUUAUUCAAGACUUCGUUUAAAUCGGUCAGCGGCGGGUCGGAUGGAGAUGGCGGAUCAGGGUUUGAGAAGAAGUGGGGUAACGGAGGAAUGUCGAGGUUCGACAAGAAGACCAUGGAGCGCGGUCGCAGCCGCCUACACCCAGGGGUAGCGGAGUCGGCGAUUAAAAAACGUCUCGGUCUGAAUAGCAUCAGCACCGUAGCGCGGCGGGGCGCGGUGGACGACCCGGCCAAUCGGGACGAGUUUGGCGAGCCGCUCAACCCGGAGGACUUCGCCAAGGCGCUGAAGCUGGAAACGGCGCUGCCGAUGACGCCGCCAGCCAGCUCCGAGGACCCGAUCGAGAUGGCCGACAUGUUCCAGGGCGACAUCGUGGGCGCGCCGGACGAGCACCCGCGCAACGCCAUCAACCUGCCCGACGAGAAGUGGCCGCGCGGCGAGAUCCCGUACGUCAUCGCGUCCGGCUUCACCAGCGACGAGCGCGCCGUCAUCGCCGGCGCCGUGCUGCAAUUCGAGCGCAACACGUGCAUCCGCGUGCGGCCGCUGGGGCCGGGCGCCGGCACACACCAGGGCUACGUGCACAUCGUCAAGGGCGACGGCUGCUUCAGCUCGGUGGGCCGCAAGGUGAGCAUGGGAGGCAGCCAGCAGUUGUCGCUCGGCUCCGGCUGCGUGUACCCGGGCAUUGUGAUGCACGAGUUCAUGCACGCUGCUGGCUUCUGGCACGAGCAGAGUCGGCCCGACCGCGACCAGUACAUCACCAUCCAUUGGGACAACAUCCCCGUCACCAAGCAGUACAACUUCAACAAGUUUACCUGGGACCAUGUGCAGAACCUCAGUGAGCCGUACGACAUCGGCUCCAUCAUGCACUACGGGCCGAAAGCGUUCGCUACCAACCGGAGGAAGCCGACAAUCAGCGCGAAGCGGUUGGGCGAGGGCGCCAACAUGGGCCAGCGCAGCGGCCUCUCUCGCAUCGACAUCAGCAAGCUGAACAAGCUGUACGAGUGCCACGGCGUCACGGCGCCGCCAACGCCCGUCGUCGGCAAGGUUGAGUGCAAGGACGGCAACGCGUACUGCAAAGACUGGGCCAGCAGCGGCGAGUGCGCCAAGAACCCGUUAUAUAUGGAGAUGCACUGCGCGCGCUCGUGCGACACGUGCCCCGACGGCGUGUGUCGCGACCACAACGAGUACUGCUCGGACUGGGCGGGGCGGGGCGAGUGCGCCGCCAACGCCUCGUACAUGACGCUCUACUGCAGGAAGUCGUGCGGCCUGUGUCCCGAGGCGUCGCACGGCCGCGGCGGCGCGUGCACUGACGUCAGUCCUUUCUGUCAGUCGUGGGCCGGCUCGGGCGAGUGCAAGGUCAACCCCGACUACAUGGUCACCCACUGCCGCAAGGCCUGCGGAUUCUGCUGAGACAUCGCUUCCAACUUCGGCCCGGCCGCUGAGGCUCGCUUUCAACCUGCGGGUUCUGGCCACGCUGUGACGUGGCCAGGGCGUGAUCUUCCGGGUCAAUGUCACCGACCUCAGACCAAUAUCCUGCAGGGGCAGGUACAUGAUCGGACUUGUGGUAUGGUCAUAUCCUUUUUGAGUGGGAGAGUAAGUUCUAGUUUGGUGGUAAUUGCUCUAAACCUAACACAGAUAGUGCGUUUUCCAGUCUCUGGAGGAACAAGUUCGUCCUGCCCGCCGUUGAACCGCCCUUCUUGUACUAUGAGAUCGCUUCGGGGUUGGAUUAUGUGCCUCACUGUGUAAUGUGUUUGUUACCGUUCACUUUCACCCAGCUGGCCUGUUUUUGAAUUAUACCGAUAUCAUCACCGCGCCUCGUUUCAAACCAAGAAAGUUCUUUGAAGAGACGAGCACCAAAAUAUGACAGCCUGGGUUCGAGGCAGUGCAUGUUUCUUACGCCACGGCAGUCACGAGCGCAUCAAAUCACGUGAUCAAAUCCUUUCAGAUUGCGGGAGCCACCUGACAAAAUAUGUAGCACAACUGUCACGUGACGAGAAAAUGGACGACAGAUUACAGCUGGCUGCGCAGCGACACGGUUCAUUGGGCUCCGUCUCUUCCAAACCCCCUGAACCCCUCCGGACUCACUUUUGGAGUAGCGUACGAGGGUGCUCACAACCAGUGAUCCGGCCCGGGAGACAGAGAACCGCCGCCACAACAGGCGACAUCUGCAGCCACGCUAGUUCCUGCACGGGACCGCAGCUCGUCGGGAGGGUCAGACGUGAGGCAGGGCACUUACAGUAGUCCUCAUAAUCAAAAGUUAAUGUCUAGGAAUUCGGUGCGAGUGGGGCAGGCCCGAGUUGCUGCGAACUACCUGAUGAAGUGUUGUUCGAGAUGUUUUAGUGUGGCGACGAGGGGCAGCGUGUUUCUUGGAGCAUAAUAGGCACAGAAAGCGUGGCUUACAUCGACGAUCAAAUGCCAUGUGGUGGUGUCACCAUCACCGUUCGCCUUGAAGACAGCAGCGCAUGCUUGCACAUAAGCAAUUCGUCAAACAGGAUGCUCGUGUGCUAAUAAGGGGAAUCCAUUACAAAAUUAGAGACAAAUAUGGUUGGACGUUACGGAAAAACGACAACAUAUGGAUAUGUGAACCAAGAACGGGCAAUGGUGUGACAGUAAUCAGAAGGAAGCGAUAGCAGGUAACUUAGUGCGCAGACCAUCGCUCACAGUUCUUAUAAGCAACCUUUCCACACCCUGCCAUUCACUUCACCACACCGCGUGAUACCGUCGUAAAGCCAGCUACAUUUCACAUAUAUUUACAAUCAUUCUAGGUGUUGGAAACAAACGAAC